AUGCAGCUCCCUAUCCCCUUGGUCAGCUUCUUGGGCUUGUCUACAAGUCUACAAAGCUGGAUAGACGGCUUCUCCAACCCGCGGAAAGGCGCUUUGGGUAAUGAUGAGACGUUUGACUAUGUCGUUGUCGGUGGUGGUACUGCUGGAGUGACUCUCGCGGUCCGUCUAGCUGAGCAGAGACUCCGGGUGGCUCUAGUCGAGGCCGGGGAAACAUAUGAACUCAGGUUCCCAAUAGCAGCCAUUCCUGGCGCUGCCAGUAUAGGUGUGGGCUCUGAUAUUGAGUCUACCACGCCAAUUGACUGGAAAUUUGUGGCUAGAAAUGUCACGGGUGCUAAUCACCGUGACAUUCAUUAUCCCAGAGGCAAAUGCCUUGGAGGAUCGUCAGCUCUGAACUUUAUGGCCUACCAAAGACCGACUAGGGAGUCGAUGCAGCUCUGGGCUGAUCUUGUUCAGGAUCAGAGUUACACUUUUGACAACACUCUGCCCUAUUAUCAGAAGACCGUUCAGUUCACACCCCCAGACACGCUGCGACGCGCCGCGAAUGCUACAGCGCAAUAUCAUCCUGAUGCCUUCGCUCGUGAAGGACAACGCCCACUUCACGUAUCUUACCCUGUCUACGCCAUGCCCUUUUCAAGCUGGAUGAAACUUGGAGUGGAAGAGGUGGGUAUAAACGAAACGUUGGAUUUCAACAGCGGAUCAUUGUUCGGUGCUCAGUACGGCAGCUUUACCAUCCGACCGUCUGACGAGACAAGGAGCAGCUCGCAGGCCGCCUUUUUGAGCCCGCUACCUUCAUCAACUUACCUGAAAAUAUAUCAGGGCACAAUGGCAAAGAGGAUGCUAUUCAACCCACAAAAGCAAGCGUCUGGGGUGCAAGUCAGCGAUUUACUGCGAACUUUCACCCUCAACGCGAAGCGAGAGGUGAUCAUAUCGGCAGGUGUAUUCCACACCCCGCAGCUUUUGAUGGUUUCUGGAGUCGGGCCGGCCGAUACUCUUUCAGAACACGGCAUUGAUAUUGUUCAGAAUGCCCCUGGUGUAGGUCAGAAUAUGUGGGACCAUGUUUUUUUCGGACCAACGUACCAGGUAGCUCUCGAGACUUUUACGAGAGUACCAACAGACCUAGGGUAUCUCGCAUCGCAAAUGGCUCAGUAUAUAUUCUCUCAUGGGGGAGUACUCACCAGUCCAGUCAUUGACUACCUUGCAUUUGAGAAGAUCCCAAAUCCCUUUCGUUUGAACUUCUCAGUUCAGACGAUCAGGGACCUUUCGUGGUUUUCAGAUGACUGGCCGGAGAUUGAGUACAUUUCAUCAGCUGCCUACGUGGGAAAUUCCUCGAAUCCUGUUUUCUCGCAACCCUCGGGUGGUAGGCAAUAUGCAACAAUCCUGGGCACCCUUGUUGCGCCAACGUCUCGCGGAAAUGUGACUAUUGCCUCGAAUGAUACCUCAGAUCUGCCUAUAAUCAACCCAAAUUGGCUUUCAACGGAGGCAGAUCAGCAGAUAGCGAUUGCAGCGUAUAAGCGUAUCCGUGAUAUGUUUCACAGCAAGGCCAUGGCGCCGAUUGUUGUGGGAGAUGAGUACUUCCCCGGGAGUCAGUAUCAGACGGACGCAGAAAUCCUCGAGGUUAUUCGCAAUACAGUGAUGACUAUAUAUCAUGCUGCAUGUACUUGCAAGAUGGGAACGGGAGACGAUCCUAUGGCUGUCCUCGAUAGUCAGGCCAGAGUCGUUGGUGUCGAUAGGUUGAGGGUUGUGGAUGCCAGUGCAUUUCCCAUCCUGCCGCCUGGACACCCCCAGGCUACUGUCUAUAUGCUUGCGGAGAAGAUUGCAUCGGACAUCAUCGCCUCAUUAGCCUGAGAUCUCUCAGCAAAAGAUUUCAGGCAUAGCACUAUUUUGCCACAGAACUAGAGAUUAUUUUAAUAAAGUCCGGUAUAUAUAUAUCCAUGAAAUUUUCCUGGUCUGUUCUGUCUUGAGCAGGGAAGAUCUGUGCGAAGCCUUUAUCAACAGGUGUACUCUAAAACUUGCCAAUAUACAUCUGCUGUUCCAUACACAUUGAGCACACAAUGGCAUCAAUUGACCGCCAGACCUCGUUCUAAGGGACAUGAUACGUUGAUUGAUCCACGCAAACUGCCGAUUCCAUCCCUUUGUGACACGGCGACAUCAACAACCAUGAUUCGCGGGCUCGUUAUACCAUCCCGGCGGAGAUAGACUAGAGUAGGAAGUCAUGGGGACGAGUAAUAUGACAGGUUAAGGUCGAUCAGCAACGACCUGAUAAUAAUGACGAGGGUUACGCGCGUUGACAAUGAAGAUCAUGAACCAUUUCUAUCACUCUAAAGAGAGGUAGUCUAGUCAACUCU
Molecule: messenger RNA, 2345 nt
Organism: Aspergillus novofumigatus IBT 16806
Lineage: Eukaryota; Fungi; Ascomycota; Eurotiomycetes; Eurotiales; Aspergillaceae
Product: GMC family oxidoreductase
Exons: 5
Coding region: 1-1845 (614 amino acids)
Biological process (GO): secondary metabolite biosynthetic process
Molecular function (GO): flavin adenine dinucleotide binding; oxidoreductase activity, acting on CH-OH group of donors
Source: RefSeq, a predicted model, not a curated record